AUGAAUUCGUAUAUAAUUCAUUCGACACUUCAUAAUUUUGAAUUUGAAAAUAAUCGAAAUAAUAAAAAUCAAAAGCAACAACAUUUGGUUGCCUCUCCAGCAGCAAAUGAAAAAAAUAAAUGUUUUGAUAUAUUUAACACAAAUUUACAAACAAAUGGAAAUUCUAAUAAUGUAAAUUCCUCAGAAUCUGGACAGUUUUUGAUGGCACCACGUCCAUUGAGACGUUGUAGAAGUUCUUCCCCUUCUACAAAUCCAACAUUAAAUAAACAAAAUAGUGGCCAUUUACAAAUGCUCAGUCUUGAACAGCAAGUUUUGAUUAGAAAGUCCUGGUCUAGAAUCCAAAAAUCAACUUUUGGAAGCACAGUUUAUGAGAAAAUGCUUGAGAAAUGCCCGUCCAUCGAGCGUCUUUUCAACCCAUCAGAUCCCUUAGCUAUUUCACGUCAUGAACGUUAUUUUACUGAAUUAGCUCAAUGGGCAGUAGAUGGAAUGUCAGAACCCGAUAAAAUUUUAAGUAAUUGGUUAGAAAUGGUUGGAAGGGAACAUGCUCAAUUUCGUGUAAAGCGUUCACAUUGGGAUUUUAUGGGGGAGGCUUUAGCUGAAUCUAUCUGCCAAUCAGCAACAAUUACUGGUAGACAAAGACGGGAAACUGUACAUGCUUGGCGUUUACUUCUUUCAUUUCUUGCUGAUAGACUUGGAGGAAGUUCAUCAGCUCCAAUUGUCUCAACUCAAGAUGGUGGGAUUGGCUUUAAUCGUAUUCAUCUUCUACAACUUGUAGCUGAUGGCCCGAGACAGGGUCAGGUUGAAGAGAAGGAUGUUAAGAUGUUAUGA
This is a messenger RNA of Meloidogyne enterolobii, 828 nucleotides long. NCBI's taxonomy places the organism in Eukaryota, Metazoa, Nematoda, Chromadorea, Rhabditida, Meloidogynidae. The record is from the annotation of a GenBank genome assembly.